AUGGAUGCAGCACUCUCUGAAUCUGGACUAUUUCCCCAAUAUUUGGUUACAGCUGAUAGAAAUCCAGAAAAAGAAAAAGUUCCUUAUAGAGACAGUGAAAUACCGAAAACUCAAAGAAAAUCUGUAAUCAAUCGCAUUUUAAGCAAUAAAGAAAAACGAAUGCCUAUAUCUGUUGAUAAAGUUGGAAAUAUACUAACCCCAUCAGAAUUAUUGGAAAAAUGCCUAUUUUUGGGAAAAUUAACACCCUUUAAGAGCGAGUUAAAAUUUUAUUAUUUAUAAUUUUUGUAUAAAACAUUUUAAAUCUAAUUCUAUAAAAUUUUUAAAUAUAAAUUUCUAAAUAGAUUAAAUUUUUCUUUACAAGCAGGGACUCUUAAGAAAAAAAAAUAUUUAAGAUAGGGGUGGGGUGUAAGGGCCGGAAGAGUUGUUAGGCUAAAUUCUCCUACUAAAGGCUAUGAACUUACAAAAAGCGUUAACGAUGUAAAUUCUGAAGAAAAAAGAAGUAAAAGUCCAAGAGAAAAUAGUGUUUUAAUGCCUGAAGAGGUAAAAAUUGAUACAAUCACGAAUUUCCUUCAAAAAACGUCUGAGUUGAGAAAAAAGAGCAGAGUUCCUGAAGUUGAUUUAAUGAAGAAGCAAGAAUCUAUAGAAGAAGAAAAAGAAGAAAUAAUAAAAGCUAUAAAUAUACCUCCUCCAAAGCUGGAUCAUUUAAGAAGAUCAGUCUCAGUUGCAUGUAUUAGUAAAAUCAAACAAAGAAGCCACAGCAAAACUACAAGCUCAGGGUUAGAAUCAGCUGUUUCUUUUAGUAAAACUGAGAAAUUGGAUUUAAAUCAGUUCAAAAAGGAAAAUGAAAAGAUAAGAAGAUCGUCAACCGGAAAUUUUAUGAAGCCAACAUUUUCAUCAACUUUGGCUUAUGCAAAAUUAAAAGAGAGAUUACUGCCGCAAAUUGGAAGAACGCUAUCUAAAGAAGAAUUAAUUGGCAAAUUGUCGCAAACAAUGCCUAAGAAAAAGGGUUAUUCAAGAAUGAAAUCGAUAGAGUUAUUGAGAACUUUGAAAAUGGUUCGUGUUUAUAAAGGCGAGAACGAUAAAAUUUUUGAAGAAAAUUCAAAUCUUAAAGAUUAA
Molecule: messenger RNA, 1116 nt
Organism: Blepharisma stoltei
Lineage: Eukaryota; Ciliophora; Heterotrichea; Heterotrichida; Blepharismidae
Source: the annotation of a GenBank genome assembly